Messenger RNA from Tinamus guttatus (white-throated tinamou), 2017 nucleotides. NCBI's taxonomy places the organism in Eukaryota, Metazoa, Chordata, Aves, Tinamiformes, Tinamidae. The record is from RefSeq and is a predicted model, not a curated record.
GCCGUGGGAUGGGGCAGUCAUGAACGGCGAUGCCCUCUGCCAGGAGCCGUCCUCGCCGCUGCCCGACUGGCGCGAAUUCUGCGAGCUGCACGCCCAGGCGGCCGCCGUCGACUUCGCCCAGAAGUUCUGCCAGUUCCUGAGGGAAAACCCCCACUACGACACCCCUGGCGCCGAGGCCUCCUUCUCCCACCACUUCGCAGCCAACUUCUUGGACAUCUUCAGCCUGGAGGUGAGCCGGGUGUUCGUGUCCGACUCGCCCACCAAGUACAACAUCGUACCCUUCGUGGGGCUGCAGAACUGCCACGUGCCCUACGGGCGCGACGUGGCCCAGAGGAAGGAGGAGACCUCCACGGAGUCGCUGGACAGCAUGGAGCAGCCCCUGGGCACCCACCGCUACCUGAGCCCCUCGCAGCAGGCCCAGGCGCGCAAGGUGUCCUCCUACGGGCAGUCCCGCAGCUCCGAGGACGUGUCCGUCCACGCCACCUCCAAGCCCAAGUUCAAGAAGGGCUUCUCGCUGAGGAACAUGAGCUUAUGCGUGGUGGAUGGCGUCAAGGAGAUGUGGCAUCGGAAGUCCUCUCCGGAGCCGGGCGCCGAGGCCACGCAGGGCAGCAGGAGGGCAGAGAGGGAGCCAUGGCCGUCGGGGAGCAAGGAGCACAGCGACACCCGGGAGAAAUGGACCCACAAGCUGCGGCUUUCCAAGGCGCAGUCCUCCAAGGUGGACCUGGUGGACAUCCAGAGGGAGGGGACCCUCCGCUACAUGGUGGCCGAUGACACGAACUGUGUGGGGAGCUCGCAGUGGCAGAAGUGCCGCCUGCUGCUCAGGAAGGCAGUGAAGGUGGAAGGGGAGAGGUUCUUGCUGGAGUUCUACGUCCCCCCAAAGGCUUCCAAACCAAAGGUGAGCGUCCCGCUGUCGGCAAUCAUCGAGGUCCGCACGACCAUGCCCUUGGAGAUGCCCGACAAGGACAACACCUUCGUGCUGAAGGUGGAAAACGGCGCCGAGUACAUCCUGGAGACCAUCGACUCCCUCCAGAAGCACUCCUGGGUGGCAGACAUCCAAGACUGCAUCGACCCCGGGGACAGCGGGGACGACAUCGAGCUGGCCGCCUGCGCGCAGGGAGCCUGCCUGCCAGGCAGGGUGUCCUCCUGCAGCUGCGAAUUUCUGGCUGACGAUGUGCCCAGGCCACCGGACAGAUGUGCCAUGCCCAGCACUCACAGUGCCACCCCUGCGGCCACCAUGGCCACCGUCGCCGCUGCGCCCCAUGGCCGUGCCAGGGACUCUGUGGGAGAGCUGCUGACCCACGUCCCGCUGGAGAGCUUCCUGCAGACCCUGGAGUCUCCUGGCGCUGCUGGAGGGCACCCGGCAGGGGAGGAUAGUGAGGCUGAAGCAGAGAUCACCCUCUCCAGCUACCCCUGGUUCCACGGGACGCUGUCGCGGAUCAAGGCGGCCCAGCUGGUGCUGCUGGGGGGCGCCAGGAGCCACGGCCUGUUCGUCUUCCGGCAGAGCGAGACGCGGCCGGGCGAGGACGUGCUCACCUUCAACUUCCAGGGCAAAGCCAAGCACCUGCGGCUGUCGCUGAACGAGAGCGGGCAGUGCCACGUGCAGCACCUCUGGUUCCAGAGCAUCUUCGACAUGCUGCGCCACUUCCACACGCACCCCAUCCCGCUCGAGUCCGGCGGCGCCGCCGACAUCACGCUCCGCAGCUACGUGGUGGCCCAGAGCCCGCUGCUGGCUGAGACCCGAGAGCUCAUCACUCACGCCGCAUCCCUGCUUUUGGAGCUGCUUGCGUGGCUCCAGCCGGGGCUGCAGCGGCGAGGAGGCCUCGCCGGGCCGGCCGGGAACGCCGCCAAGCCCAAAUUCACACCAUUCUUUUACAAAUCAGGUUGGGGAGACAAGCGGGAGGCAGCGGCCGCUGCCAUCACCAUAGCAACCCCGGAGGAUGCUGAGAAGCCCUUUGUAAACAGCACGCGGGACGGGGCCGCGGCCCCGCUCGGCUGCUCCCCGUCGAAGCAGGUUUGA